Schistosoma margrebowiei is the source of this 2079-nucleotide messenger RNA. The record is from the annotation of a GenBank genome assembly. Lineage: Eukaryota; Metazoa; Platyhelminthes; Trematoda; Strigeidida; Schistosomatidae.
AUUGCUUCUUAGCACUGUAUCAAAAGUGUAAAGUAAUUACUUAGUUUAGCUUGAAUGUCAAAUGCAUAUUGGAUAUUGAAACUGCGGACAUCUGGCGGCGCGGAGUUACUCGUGAGGAUGUCGUUGUCAAAGUAUAUUUCUCCUCCCUUGACUUCCCUCCCACUGUGCUUACCUCGUUAUUAUGGCGGUGUGAUUCUAGUGGGUGUGAGCGCAUUCGGGUUAAACAUGUACUUCGCCCGCCGAGUUGUACAAGCUCGCAAAGAACACAGCGUUGAGUUGCCUAUCAUGUACCACCCUACAGACAAAGUAUUUAACUGCAUCCAAAGAGGUCAUCAAAACUAUUUAGAGGUUCUCCCCUUUUUUCUCAUGGCCUUGUUUGUGGGUGGUUUGCGUUACCCUCGGACGUAUACUGCGUGUGGUGUAGUAUUUCUUCUUGGUCGCUUAUUAUAUUUUCAGGGAUAUGCAACCGGAGAUCCAGCAAAGCGUUAUAAAGGUGUUAUUUCCAUGGCCGGUGGACUCCCAAUGAUUAUGGGGUUGCUAGUUUUCGGUGUUCAACACUUGGUAGCGAGUAUAAGACGCAUUGCCCAUAGUCACAUCAUUAAAAUCUCCGAUUGUCGAUGUUUCAUCGUUCAGUCCAAUUGGUGAUUGAUCGGAAGAUAUAUUUUUCUGUUGAUGUGUAAUUGGAUUGGUAUUCGCUGAAUCGAUAAAUUCGAAUACGGAAAAUAUUCAUUUUAUAUGAGACAAUUGUUAUAUUAUUUUGAAUUAGUCGUUAUACAAUGUUAGGUAUCAAUAGAGCACAGAAAAGUGGCAGCACCUUGGAUUAAGCGGCGGCUUGGAAUAGAAUGCAUAUGUUAAAACCAUAUAAUUCAAGUAAAAUUUUAGAAUUUAUUAACCAGAUUGACGUUUCAACCUGGAAUUUCAUGCUUACUGUAAUCAUAGAUGAUCAGUGCCAUGAGAACUCCCUAUGUUCGAUUAUUUACAACUAACGCUUGUCUCCUCAUUUCAUGAUGUUAUUCACUUUUCUAACCUUACUUUCAAUCAUCACUUACUUAAAAUACCCGAAUCACAGGAAACUGAUAAACACUGAUAAGCUGUUUCACUAUAGUCUAGGACUCCUAAUCAAUACACAUAUAUAACUUCAAAUAGAGCAGGUGUCCGUAGACCACCUAACUGACUAUUAUUUGUAAUUAUGUGUUUCACGAUUAACAGCCUCUAGAUGGAUUUAUCUUGUGAGAAUUUGCGACCUAUGGAAUUAACUCAUUCACAAGUUGGAAAACAUAUAAACGAAUUGUUUAAAGUUGAAAAUGUUAUACCGUGUUCAACAUCAACUAUGAAGGUGUUUGUUUUGAUUCCAAUUUAACGGAUGCCACUUCAAUAGUAAAAACUGGACAUGCUUCCAGGAACCACCUGACUGAACAAUGUAAAUGACUAUAGUUAUCUUAAUUUUUGUCUCAUAAACUUUCUAUGGUUUGUUAGUUAUUAGCAAAAUUAUUCAUAAAGCAUUACCAUCAAGAAAUGAUAACUGGAGCAGAAAGAAAACAUUCAGGAUUAUUUUAAAAAAUGUAUAUGUUAGUCUUUACUAUAUCGAAACACAAAAAUAGGAUUUUCAACCACAGCUUUUCUCAUCCCAAUCCGUGUAAGUUCGAAUUUAUAGACUUCAUAUUUCUAAACAGGUUCUUGAUAAACUAGACUAUAAGGCUUUAAUAAAACAAUGACAAAUUAACAGUCAUCUAACUAUUGAAUUAUCAUUGAUUUCAUCCAUGAAAUAAAUCCAUCUAAUCUUUUCGUGAGUAACUUCAUGAGAUACUCCUGGCGUUCUAGUGAUAGACCAUUAUCAGUGGAGUUCAACCAGGUCUGUUUUGAGAUAUCAACUCACUGAAGACAAUGGUGUACGGUGGCGCAACUUCGUGGAUUGGUUGAAGUUGGACAUUAACACCGUUGGAUGCCGGCUCAAUGAUCGCGAGACUGAUAUGUCUUGGGUUCGAGUCUCGCGGGGUGCGGGAUCGUGGGUGCGCAAUACUGUAGGGUCCCAUACUGGGACCAAACGGCCGGCCAGUGCUUACAGGUUUUCCAUUUUCG